CAAACAGGGCUACUGACAUUAUUGGAAGCUCACACCAUUCCACACUUUGAGCUUCAACCAAUCAAACAUUAUACCAAAUUUAAGAGAGGAAAAUGUGGUCGGGAGUGGUGGAUCAGGGAAAGUUUAUGUUGUGCUGUUGAGAAAUGGACAAAAAGUUGCUGUGAAGAGGAUUUGGAGCAAGCACAAGUUGGAUGAGAUGGUUGAGAAGGAGUUUCAAGCAGAAGUUAAAAUACUGGGAACAAUUCGUCAUUCCAACAUAGUCAAGCUCUGGUGCUGCAUUUCAUGCGAAGAAUCAAACCUUCUUGUGUACGAAUUCAUGGAAAAUCGCAGCCUGGAUCUGUGGCUUCAUGCAAAGAAAAGAUCACCUGCCCAAUUCCUGGAUUGGCCUACUAGGCUACGCAUCGCAAUUGGAGCUGCUCAAGGGCUGUCCUAUAUGCAUCACAAUUGCUCACAACCAAUUGUUCAUAGAGAUGUGAAAUCCAGCAAUGUUCUUUUAGAUUCAGAGUUCAAUGCCAAGAUUGCAGAUUUUGGCCUCGCCAGAACAUUGAUAAAGCAUGGAGAUCCCAACACAGUGUCCACAGUUGCUGGCUCCUUUGGCUAUAUAGCUCCUGAGUAUGCACACACUAGAAAAGUGAACGAGAAGAUUGAUGUGUAUAGCUUCGGGGUGAUACUUCUGGAACUGGUGACGGGAAGAGAGCCGAACGAUGGAGAUAUGGAUUGGUGCCUAGUUGACUGGGUGCGAUACUAUGUUCAAGAAGGAAACCCCAUUGAGGAUGCUUUAGAUGAGGAAAUAAAGGAGGCAGAGAACAUAGAUGAGAUGUGUGGAGUGUUCAGACUGGGGAUAUUCUGUACUGGUGCAAAUCCUGCUAAACGACCCUCCAUGAGAGAGGUCUUGAGGUUCCUCCUCGAUUUUGCAGCUCUCAAUCAGUAAAUGGAAAAGAAAUAAGUGUUAGUGAGCGCGAUGUUUCACCGCUUCUCAAGUGUUGUAGUAGUGAGGGGGCGGCGAAGAUGGCGAGAUGAUAAAGAUGAUGAUGAAUUUGUGAAUAUGGUGUAUUGGUGUUAAAUCUGUAUGUUGGCUUGGGAGACAUGUACUGUG
Molecule: messenger RNA, 1096 nt
Organism: Ipomoea nil (Japanese morning glory)
Lineage: Eukaryota; Viridiplantae; Streptophyta; Magnoliopsida; Solanales; Convolvulaceae
Product: receptor-like protein kinase 5
Exons: 2
Coding region: 197-931 (244 amino acids)
Biological process (GO): protein phosphorylation
Molecular function (GO): protein kinase activity; ATP binding
Source: RefSeq, a predicted model, not a curated record